Messenger RNA from Durusdinium trenchii, 1605 nucleotides. NCBI's taxonomy places the organism in Eukaryota, Dinophyceae, Suessiales, Symbiodiniaceae. The record is from the annotation of a GenBank genome assembly.
AUGUCCUGGAACUGCUUCGAUUUCAUGUUAGUAGUCUUCUCCAUCUUUGAGAACCUUUUCACCUUCUUAGCCUUCAAUACUGGCGAUGUUGCGGAAGAAAGCACGGGGAGCGGGGUGAACUUGGCCUUCCUGCGCUUGGUGCGGCUGUGCCGCAUCGUGAAGAUCUUGCGGGUCUUCCGCACCUUGAAGUUCUUCAGCGAGCUGCGCUUGAUGCUGGAUUGCGUUCUUGGAUCCUUGAUGAACGUCAUGUGGUGUGUCAUCAUGCUGGUCUUCGUGAUGUACGUCUUCGCGCUCCUGCUGCAGCAGGGCAUUGUCGAGCACCUCACCCUGGUCCACGCCAGACAGGAUGGUACGGACGUCGAGCAGUUGACGACCUACUUCGGCUCGGUGGGCUCGACGGUGGUGACGCUCUUCCAAGCGUCCACGAGUGGAGUGGACUGGAAUGAGCCCUACCAAGCAUUGAGAAAGACAGGCAUGGUGAUGCCCAUGGCCUUCUUGGGCUAUGUGGCCUUUGUCUUCAUCUCGGUUUGGAACAUCGUCACCAGCAUUUUCGUGGAGAAAGCCCUGAAGUUAGCCAUGCCGGAUGCUGACAUGGUCAUUGUGGAGCAUCAGCUUCAAGAUGCCCAGGAUCACAAAAUGUUGACGAAGCUCUUCAAGAGCAAGUCCAAAAGCUCCGAUGGCAUUGAGCAACGCUUGGGCUUGGAGGAGUUCCGCAAGCUCGUGGAGACCUAUGAAUUCAGGUCAUACCUUCAAUCAAGGGGUAUUGACAUCAAGAACGCCGAGACCUUCUUCCGGAUGCUCGUGGAGUUGCAAGGGGAGACUACGAUCGAUGCCACCACCUUUGCGAACGCCUGUGUGCGAAUGAAGGGUGCGGCCACCAGUAUCGACUUGCAGACCGUGAUGUUCACUACUCACCUGAUGAACCGGGAGCAGCGGAAGUCCUUCGAAUCGUUGUACAGCUCCUUGGCCAACAUCGAGGCCAGCAUCGACGCACAGAAUGUGCAAGUCAAGAUGCCUCCUCCACCGUUGAAUGACUCGAAUGCCACUCGUUUGCCUGGCUUGCCGGUGACGAUCUUGUUGGUCUAUUUCGCGGUGGCCAAGAAGGGCGAGCCGCCCUUGGACGGGAAGACAGACACGGACCCUGAGGGGUUAAGUGCAGUGAAUGCCGGCGGGAAGUGGGCCAGGGAAGUUCAUUGGAGGCUCACCUCCAGUGAUUUGGCUUGCCGCAUUCUGCGGGACAUGGAGUUCAAGCAGGCCUAUUGGGAAAAGAAUCUUUGGAUCUCAGCCUACAUGAUGGUCGGGGCCCUUCACGGCUGUACCGUGGGCGAGGUGGAAUCCACUCAUCGCAAGGAGGUGGAUGAGUUGAUUGGGCAGUUGGCUGUGGCCGUGUCCGCCUCCCAGGCUGAUGUCACUUGGGAGCGGCUCUUGUUAUGUGACCGCCUGGCCGCCUACGCACGGAGCGUGGCGCACUUCCCCACCGCGGUGAAGGAGUUUGAAUGGCGCAACGGCGCCUUCUACGAGAUGUCCAAGGCGGCGGAGGCCGCCGGACGCCCGGACCCCUGCCCCAAACACACCGAAGGCCUACGAACCUUGAAGGUGAUCUAG